Messenger RNA from Alternaria burnsii, 1398 nucleotides. RefSeq lists its product as uncharacterized. Gene Ontology annotation, molecular function: molybdate ion transmembrane transporter activity. The record is from RefSeq and is a predicted model, not a curated record. NCBI's taxonomy places the organism in Eukaryota, Fungi, Ascomycota, Dothideomycetes, Pleosporales, Pleosporaceae. Gene Ontology annotation, biological process: molybdate ion transport. The transcript has a single exon. Bases 1 to 1398 code for a protein of 465 amino acids.
AUGUCUUUCUUACGGAACUCGAUGCGACGCUUUCGCCGCACCCAGAUACAUAAUGUCGAGACGAUUAAAUCGCAACCUUUGGCAGAGCUUUCCGGCUCGCUGGGCGACCUCGGAACUCUGUUGCCGCUCAUGACUGCGUUGGUCUUGACGAACUCGAUAUCCUUACCCUCGACUUUACUAUUUACCGGAGCGGCAAAUAUCCUGACAGGCCUUGCGUUCGGGAUACCCCUGCCUGUGCAGCCCAUGAAAGCUAUCGCAGCGGUAGCUAUAGCUCGACAGUUUACCAUGGAAGAGAACGCCGCCGCAGGUCUUGUUGUUGCGGGCUUAGUAGGCGUGUUCAGUAUCCUGGGCCUGAUCAACUGGGCGAACCGCGUUACACCUAUCCCAGUGGUCAAAGGAAUCCAAGUAGGAGCAGGUCUAUCGCUGUGCUUGAGCACCGGAACGAAGCUACUUUCCUCACUCGAGUGGACAGGUCCUUGGUGGGGCGAUAAUCUGUUUGUGGCGGUUGCAGCAGUUGUCCUCUUACUGUUCACGUUCCCGUAUCCUAGGGUGCCAUAUGCUAUGAUCAUCUUCAUAGCGGGUAUCCUAUUAUCAUUUGCGUCUCCACAAAGCGAAGAUGUCCAUGUGCCACGUGCCGCGAUUCCCAUUCUUCAUCCCUCUGGCAAGGAUUUUGUGAAAGCAACGACAACCGCAUCUCUAGGUCAACUACCUCUUACGCUCCUAAAUUCUGUCAUCGCAGCAUCAGCGCUCGCGUCUGACCUCCUGCCUUCCCCACCGUACCCAGCUGCACCUACGGUUACCGAGCUAGGCAUUUCCGUCGCUGCGAUCAAUCUCGUAGGUUGCUGGUUCGGAGCCAUGCCCGCCUGUCACGGCUCCGGAGGACUAGCGGGUCAGUUCAGGUUCGGCGCGCGCAGUGGCUCUAGUAUCAUCUUUCUAGGAAUCAUCAAAUUCGUACUCGGUCUUGUCGCCUUCUGGAAAUCAUCAGCCAUUAUUGGUGUGCUUCACAGCAUCCCCAAGGCACUACUCGGUGUCUUAGUUCUUGCUGCUGGCGUGGAACUAGCCAAGGUCGGUGAGAGCAUCAACACGGACGCUCGCGAUCUUCGUGUGUUGGACAGAGACAUGACAUGGGACGGCAAGAGAGUCAAGGACCUCGAUGAGCGGGAUAGGAAGGAUAGGUGGAUGGUCAUGCUUGUCACUGUGGCUGCUCUUCUUACCUUCAAGAAUGACGCAGUUGGUUUCGUCACUGGACUAGCAUGGCACUGGGGCUUUGUGGUUGCGAGAAGGAUUGAAGAUCGGAGGACUGGACGCACAGAAGGCCAUAUAUGGAGAAGUGUUGGGCAUAGCCGGGAUGAAGGUGCUGGAUUGCUCGCUCAUACAGAGUCUGAUACUGUUGCUUAG